GCCGGGUGAUGGUACCCGUCAGUGGCGGCAUCCCCAGAGGCUGCGAAGUCGAGCGGGCAAUGUGUGACCCCAUGAGACACCUCGGCACGGCUUUUCGGUUACUCAAUAUGACAGGUGCCCGGAGUUCCUUUGCGUGACAACUUCAUCUUCAUUCAGACUUUCACGCGAUACCUCAGCUUCAUCAACUCUAAAGGCUGUCGGCACCAUGUCUCUGUCCGUGGCAGGAAAAUACGCGGUAAUCACCGGCGCAGGAUCAGGCAUAAACCUCGCCUUUGCAAGAUUACUUCUGGAAAAGGGCUGCUCCGUCAUGAUAGGCGACCUCGCCCUCCGUCCCGAAGCACGGAAGCUCAUAGAGCAAUACCCUCAUCCCCAAACCGGCAGUAACACUUCCAACAACAAAAAUAACAGCUAUCGCCCCUCAGCCCUCUUCCAAGAAACAAACGUCGCAUCUUGGCCCUCCCUGUCACGUCUCUGGUCCAGCGCUCUCUCCUCCUUCCCCCAAAUCGACAUCGUCGUCCCCGGUGCAGGCCUCUUCGAACCAGCCUGGAGCUCCUUCUGGCAUCCUCCCAAGACGGAGUCGAACCCGGAUAGCGAAUCGAGAGACACGGCGGACGCCGAGCCGGGGACCUACGCCGUUCUAGACGUUAACUUGACGCACCCGAUCCGGCUGAGCCAGCUUGCAAUCGGGUACUGGACGCAGGAGGGGAAAGGGGGGUGUUUGGUGCACGUAAGUAGUAUCGCGGGGCACGCGGCAGGUAUCGGAUCGCCGUUGUAUAUUGCGAGUAAGCAUGGGCUGCACGGUUUUGUGAGGUGUAUGGCGGGGAUGAGGGAUCGGUUGGGGAUUCGGUGUAGUGCUGUUGCGCCGGGGGCCGUGAUGACUCCAAUGUGGUCGGAGGACCCGGGGAAGAAGCACAUGACGCAGGGCGAGGGCGUCGAGCUGUUCCUCGAGCCGGAGGAGGUUGCAAGGGGCAUGCUUGAGUUGUGCGAGAAUCCAGAGUACGGCAACGGGACGAUUCUGGAGGUAUCCAAGGGGGCUACGCGUGUUGUUCCUCUAUAUCGGGCUGAGCCGCCUAGUGGUGUUGGUGUUGUUUUGCCUAGGCUGGCUGAGAAUGCGGAAAAGGUCUGGAAGAAGCUUGAGAGUCCUGGGUUGAAGAUUUAG
Molecule: messenger RNA, 1159 nt
Organism: Colletotrichum scovillei
Lineage: Eukaryota; Fungi; Ascomycota; Sordariomycetes; Glomerellales; Glomerellaceae
Exons: 3
Coding region: 206-1159 (317 amino acids)
Cellular component (GO): cytoplasm
Molecular function (GO): oxidoreductase activity, acting on the CH-OH group of donors, NAD or NADP as acceptor
Source: RefSeq, a predicted model, not a curated record